GGUCGACGAAGAGAUUUUGACGAAAGACUAAGACACAGAAAAUUCUUUCGCGACACCGAGAAGUGGGAUUACGAAAUGAGAUCGAAUGGGAGAUGGGUUGUACGAUAUGUGUGUAAAAUCUUUUUACGGUAUCCAUUGGGGGAAACUCAUUUGCUACGGCCUAUCCUCCUACCAACUUGUUCGCGUACGGUUUAUACGCCAGCGUUCGUCCGCAGUAUCAGGUCGGAUCAGGAGAGAAAAAAAUGAACUGGCAAGAGCUGGCAAAAAACUGUACACAUCCUGUAACUCGGUUGUAUCAUAAAGUGCACGCAUGCAUGACUAUAUCAACAUUGAAUCGAAUGGAAUUGAUUCAUGUAUUUC
This is a messenger RNA of Aaosphaeria arxii CBS 175.79, 360 nucleotides long. RefSeq lists its product as uncharacterized. Lineage: Eukaryota; Fungi; Ascomycota; Dothideomycetes; Pleosporales. The coding region runs from base 86 to 301 and encodes 71 amino acids. The transcript has a single exon. The record is from RefSeq and is a predicted model, not a curated record.